Molecule: messenger RNA, 1480 nt
Organism: Purpureocillium takamizusanense
Lineage: Eukaryota; Fungi; Ascomycota; Sordariomycetes; Hypocreales; Ophiocordycipitaceae
Exons: 4
Coding region: 123-1436 (437 amino acids)
Molecular function (GO): flavin adenine dinucleotide binding; sarcosine oxidase activity; saccharopine oxidase activity
Source: RefSeq, a predicted model, not a curated record
GUCUGAGUGACAAGUUCCAUCACGAAGCUGGUCUGAGCAGUGCGACAUCCAAGGCCGUUCUGUACCCCGUACCUUGAUAGCAGGGGCGCCAUUUGCUCUUGUUGCAUUACGCAUUUCGCACCAUGUCCUCAGAAACGUCGUCGUUUCUCAUCAUUGGUGCAGGCGUCUUUGGAGUGUCCACGGCUUACCAUUUAAUCAAAAAGUAUCCCAGUGCCUCGGUCACACUCGUGGACCGGGACGCAUUCGACGCGGAAAGCCGUGUCGCCGCAUCGUGGGACUGGAACAAGUGUAUUCGUGCAGACUAUGAGGACAUCGUGUACUGCCAGCUAGCGCUGGAGGCACAAGAUGUUUUCACGUCCGAUCCGCUCUGGAUGCCCUACUUUCAUGAGACGGGGAUAUACUGGAUUUGCCGCGGCGACUACGCCAAAGAUGUCAUCAACAACUUCAAAAAGCUUGGAAGAAAGGUCGACAUUUCCGCAUUCCCUAUUUCUGAGGCCCGAAAGAUGUACGACGGUCUCUUCGACGAUGCAGAUUACUCAGGCGCUACAGAGGUUCUCAUCAACAAAACCAGUGGCUGGGCAGCUGCAGGAGACUGCUUACGCGCCGUAACGCGCAAGGCGAUCGAGCUUGGCGUUCAGUAUGUCACAGCCGAGGCCUCGGGCCUUCAGUUGGACAAGGACGGCCGCUGUUGCGGCAUCAAGACAACGACAGGAACGGCAUUGAACGCCUCACACGUCCUUCUCUGCACUGGCGCGUAUACGCCCAAGCUCCUGGAGUUCAGUGCUGCAAGUAGCGGACUCGCCGAUCUCCGUGCCGGAUCAAGAAUUGUUGCGGGUGGCAUCACGACGGGAAUGUGGAAAGUUGACGACAAAUCCUACGAGAAGUUCGCAUCCAUGCCCGUGGGUUUUCAGGGCUACACUGCGGACGUAGGCGGCUUUAUCGGAAGCCUGCCACCCACCAAAGAUAGAGAGAUGAAAUGGUGGGGCCAGAAGAUCUUCAAGAACACCCGAGAGGUCCUGCCGGGCAGAUUUAUUUCAGCGCCGCCUAAUGAGCGAGACUACGCGCAGUGGAAGGUGUCCGGACCGCUCAAGGAAGACAUUCGAUACGCCAGCCAUGUCUUCUACGGCAAGAAAACCGCAAACUGGACGCAAGAGAAACAUCGCAUCUGCUGGGAUGCGUUCACCUCCAACGGCGACUUUAUCAUCUCACCGCACCCUGCCGCCAAGGGACUCUACGUCGCCACGUGUGGCUCCUUUCACGGCUACAAAUUCUUCCCCGUGCUCGGCAAGUAUAUCAUACAGAUGUUGGAGGGAACGCUGGCCCCUGAGCUCGCGGGCAGGUGGGCGUGGGACCGAGAGCGACCAGAUCCUUCCCUGAAUCCCGAAUAUCCGCGGGUAGAGAUGAAAGACUUGUUAGACGUAUCUGCGAAACUCUAGAUGCGAGUAGAUGAAGGCUUUGAUAAGAACUUCCUCGGUAGGCU